Molecule: messenger RNA, 1965 nt
Organism: Symbiodinium natans
Lineage: Eukaryota; Dinophyceae; Suessiales; Symbiodiniaceae
Source: the annotation of a GenBank genome assembly
AUGCUGUCGUUGACCCUUGCCUUGGUGAUUAUCGAUCUGGCCGUGGAGCUCAGCGCUCAAAGGCUUGGGCUGCUCGACCUUCACAUCACUGAGCAAGCUGCUCUAACAGAGCCAAUCGUGUGGGCUCAUGCCGGAGUUGCGCUGCUCCUCUGUUUACUCGGCGCAGCAGACCUGGCGCUGAACGUGGGCGCCGGCGGUGCGCGGGUCUCUUUGCCGCUGAUCCUCUUCGCUGUCAGCGAGUGCGGCUACGUUUUUCGCAUGGUUUUGCCUUGGCUUCACUUUGUACUUGCAAGCUUGGCGCUGGUGACGACCUUAAGUGUUCUGCUGCUGCCUUUCUUUCGGCGCCUGGCCCGGGCUGGAGCUACAGAAUGCCGCAUUCCCUGGGCCUGCAAGCUGGCUCUCGGCGCCUGCUGCAGCGGCGCUCUGUGGAGGUGUCGCUCUGCAUCGCAGGGUGUGGGUGCCGACCUUUUAAGCCAGCUUGCUGGUGAUGCCGUGUCCAUGCUGAUGGGGACUCUCCUGCCGGCGGACUCACGCGAGGUGCUUGCCAACCACGGAACUAUUGUUGGCACGGCUACGAAGGCUACCUUUUAUCCGCCAAUCCUCCUUUUUCAUUGGGAAGCUGGGGCUGACAUCUUGCUGGAUCGCACAAACGAAAGUGCUACGCCCUUCCUACGGGGCCUUGUGCAGAGGCCGGAUGUCUUCUCGGGCAGCGCCAUCACCAACGUCCCUAUCACGCUCAAGACCGCCUGGGAGGUUCUGUGUGGGGUGCCAGCAUCUUCCACAGCAGACUUUCGUGAACAAGGAUCUAGCUUGAGGCAAGAGUGCCUUCCUCGGGCGCUGAAGCGCUGCUGCGGCUAUCGGACAGUGCUGGCGAAGAUGGACGCGGAGCUGCCAGAUCUGCCUCGCCGAGUCUUUGGCUUUGAGGAGACCAUUGUGGCUGAAGAUGCGCAUGCUUUGCUGCAAAAGCUUCGGCAACUGUUGGAUUCAUGGGGCGCGCUGAAUGCAAGUUCACCGGCCUUCGUUUAUUUCUAUGCUGGGGAUGCUCAUCCACCCUACUAUGGGAAUCGUGUCGAACCUUCGGAACGAGGAUAUGCUCAGGAAGAGCUGCUGGAUGUUUUUUUGGCUCUCAAUCGAAGAACUGAUGCUGUCGCAGAGCAGCUUGCGGAAUUCUGGCCACCACGCAAGACACAAGACCAUUGGCAGAAGGAGAAUGGGCUGGCAUUCACCUUUGGAGACCAUGGCGAGCAGCUCAGCGGUGCUGAUCCACCUCCACAUGGAAAUUUGGUUUCGCCGGAUGUGUCACGGACCAUGAUGGCCUUUGAAGCCAGAUCUUUUGCCUCCCGCGUGGCCUCGCCGCCGCUCUUUCGUAUGGCAGACGUCUACGCCACCAUUGCUGGAGUUGUCGGCCUGGAGCUGAAAGGUAAACUAUUUGUUGGGACGAGUCUGCUCGAUGCAAGGCCUGGAGCGCGCGGCUCAAAACGACUAGGAGUUCCAUCGUUCUCCUUCUAUCGACCAGGAGACCUUGCUGCAGCUCACUUCCGUGCUUCGGAUGGCCAGAUGUGUGCUGCAGAGUUCCAUCGUGGCCUUCAAGGAUGGAAAGUUGUCAAGGCAGAUUCCCUGCAACAUCUCUUCGGAAGUGGCAAGAGUCUCGCUUCCAUCGAGGCACCCCUGAGCAGCAAGUGUGCCGGUGAAUCCAUGGCUGCGCUGCACUGGGCUUUAAAGCAGAGACAGGCCAUGAACACGCUGCUGACCGAGUCGAACGUGCACGCGGCAUUGCUAUUUGCUUCAGUCAGGGCCACAUUAGCGCGGGCGACAGCUUUGGCAAACUGGCUUCUGAAGAGCAUGCUUCGGCCUUUCCUGCCUCCUCCGGCCUCCAACUGCACGUUUGGCGACAACAGCACAUUGGGCGACAACGAUGUCCAAGACAACGUGAAUAACUCGUGCGCUGUAUGCCAGAUUUACUGA